AUUGGCCGCCGGCCGAUAGGAUCUCCGCGGCCCCGCGUUAAGGCGGGGGAGCGCGCGGCGCCGGGAGCAGAGCGCUCCCGGUAUCCCGGCUCCGCCACCCCCGGCCGGUGCUUCCCCCCGCCCCGUCCGGGCAGCGCCGCACCGAGCCGCGUCCCCGCUCCGUGGCCAUGGAGUACACGCCGCCCCCCAAGCCGCAGCUCUCCUCCCGGGCCAACGCCUUCUCCAUCGCCGCCCUCAUGUCGAGCGGCAGCUCCAAGGACAAGGAGUCCCCCGAGAGCACCAUCAAGCCUCUGGAACAAUUCGUUGAGAAAUCCUCCUGCGCCCAGCCUUUGAGUGAUUUAUCCAGCCUGGACCCUCACGGGGAUUUUAGCAGUAGCCCUUCUUCCCUGUGCACCGAGCCCCUCAUCCCCACCACCCCCAUCAUCCCCAGCGAGGAGAUGGCCAAAAUCUCCUGCAGCCUGGAGACCAAAGAGCUCUGGGACAAGUUUCACGAACUGGGUACCGAGAUGAUCAUCACCAAAUCCGGGAGGAGAAUGUUUCCAACGAUCAGGGUUUCCUUCUCAGGAGUGGAUCCUGAAGCCAAGUAUAUUGUGUUAAUGGAUAUAGUUCCUGUGGACAAUAAAAGAUAUAGAUAUGCCUACCACAGGUCUUCCUGGUUAGUGGCUGGAAAAGCUGACCCUCCUCUCCCUGCAAGGUUGUAUGUGCACCCUGACUCCCCGUUCACAGGAGAGCAACUGCUGAAGCAGAUGGUGUCCUUUGAAAAAGUCAAACUCACCAACAACGAGCUGGAUCAGCAUGGCCAUAUCAUUUUGAACUCCAUGCACAAGUACCAGCCAAGGGUGCACAUCAUUAAGAAGAAGGAUCACACAGCUUCUUUGCUAAAUCUGAAAUCAGAAGAGUUCAGAACAUUCAUCUUUCCAGAGACAGUUUUUACUGCUGUUACUGCCUACCAGAAUCAAUUGAUAACCAAGCUGAAAAUUGACAGCAACCCUUUUGCUAAAGGAUUCCGUGACUCUUCCAGACUCACUGAUAUCGAGAGAGAAAGUGUGGAGAGCCUUAUCCAAAAGCAUUCUUAUGCUCGAUCCCCCAUUCGGACCUAUGGAGGAGAAGAUGAUCUUGGAGAUGACAGCCAGGCAACACAAAGCAGAGGGUCAGCCUUUACAACAUCUGAUAACCUGUCCCUCAGUUCCUGGGUUUCUUCUUCAACCAGUUUCCCAGGAUUUCAGCAUCCACAGUCUCUGAGUGCCCUGGGUACCAGCACUGCAUCCAUAGCUACACCCAUUCCUCAUCCGAUCCAAGGAUCUCUGCCUCCGUACAGCCGCCUGGGAAUGCCUCUGACACCCUCUGCCAUAGCCAGCUCCAUGCAAGGUAGCGGCCCCACCUUCCCAUCCUUCCACAUGCCAAGGUACCACCAUUACUUUCAGCAGGGUCCUUAUGCAGCUAUCCAAGGACUGCGUCACUCCUCCGCAGUGAUGACACCGUUUGUAUGAGUGACGUACCGCAAGAGGAACACAAGAUUUUAAACGUGCAAGUUUGCUAUGACAAAAUACAAGGGACCUUCCCAAAAGGCCUGUGGCAGGAGCGCUGAACUCAUGACAAACCAGCUAAAAAAAUGCAUCGUGGAUACAGAUUCCUCUUUUGAGGGAUCACAAGAAGAGGGCAUGCAGCUUGGAGCUGCUCACAGAUCUAUGUGUAACACAGCCAAAAUGGAUCCCAAAGUCCCCAGGACCUUUGGUUGCGUGCAGCUUGUUCCAAAGGUGCAUUAUUCCUAGUGGAAAGAGAUUAUCUUUAAGCAGCAGUGUACAAACUAAUUGUCUAUAGGUCUUUUUUCAUAUGCUAGAUGAAUUCUAAAAAAGGCAAUACUCUUACUCAUCUUCAUCUCUUCUUGUGACUGAUGAGCAUCUAAACAGAAAAAUGUAUUGCUAUAACUUUGAGCAUGUUUUAGGCUAUCUCAGCACAUUUGCUGAAAACAGGACAAAGUGGAGAAGACCACUGUCCUUUUUAAGACUGGCAUAUAUUCACCAAAACCAGUAUUUCUUAGUUGCUACUAUAAUCACAAAGAGAACGUUAUUAACAAGUCUUUCUUUCUUUCUUUGUUUCUUUCACAAAACACUUAUCGGUUCCAAAAAAAGAACUGUGUUACAGGACUGUAAUAGUAAUACUGUAUUCUUUCCUUCUGUCUAAAAGGAAGUUGGUCCUAAAUCUGAGGAGGAACAAUUUAACUGUCGGUUAAGAUAUAAUGAAGAAAAAUUUUGAUUUGGAAAAAUCUGUUACUUAAAAUUAGAAACCCAAGAUUCCCAAUUUUAAAGCAGUGCUUGUCUGCUGCUGUGUGUGCCACUGAAGACCUGUUUCCAGCUGCACACGUGUACCAAGUUAACCCAAUUUCAGUCUAGAUCACUCUAUAGACUCUCUGGAUCAAACUAUAAUUAAUGGAUUGGUAUGAGUGGCAUUGGAGUAUCUUUCCACUUGUUCUGAUUUUGUUGGGUUUGGUUAUGGCUGUUAUUACAAAAGGCAUCAGCUUGGCCAGGAAAACCAGUUUUUUCAUGUCCCGCUAUAAUGGUGGAGUUUCCUUGGAAAAAUAUCAGUACAGAACUUCACACAAAAGUCUUUUUUUUUUUAUUCAUGUCUGACUUUUUUUCAGUUAGUAUUUGGGGCUCAUUCAAAGUCCUGUCCCCUUUUCUAGUAUGUUGUGUCUGAUGCAAUGGAGGAGCUAUAGAGGCAUAAGAAGAUAAUGACCUUGUCUGCAGAGAGCUAGCAUGAAUCCUUUGCACUACUGGAAACAGUACCAGUGUGAUGUUGGUUUUCUGUGUGGCAAGAGCUGGGAUUCCACUGUAAGUAAUAAGUUGACGCAGUUUCUGUGUUGAGUUGCAUCCAAGCUAUAGACAAUAAUACAUCUACUGACAAAAGAGAACUAGCAAAUAUGUAAUCUCAUAUAUUACAGAUCUCUGUAGAGCUGGAACACAAAACAGACUUAUUGUCCUCUGCUUUUCACCAUUCUGUAUUGGUGUCAUGGUAAAAAGCAGAGUGCAGUACACUGAAUCACCUACUCCCAUCUCUGCAAAGUACAGGGCAAGGCAUGUGCAUCCCACAGAAAAAGACCACCAUUAUGUAUUUUCUAGUAGCUGAAUUAAAAAUCUUCUCAAGCUGGCCAUUUCAAUCACCUUUUCAACCAAGUUUUCUGCAAUAUCACUCUAAUUCCCAUUAAUCACUGUUGGACCUGCUGAUGAAAACUGACCUGGGCCCAUUUGCAACUCCUGUGCUCUGUGUGUAAAUAAAAAUGAAAAUUUAUUUACAAUUCAGACCUGCUACAAGGAGUUCCAUAAAUUAAUAUAACAGGUCAAGCUCUGCAGUAUUUAAAUGGCUCAGAAUCAGACACUGAAUUUGUCUUGGUGUACCCAAAUAUUAGAUUUUGUUGUAGUCUAUCAGAUUCAUAGGAAAAGGGCAUGUUGCAAGAUUGUGCCUACUUAUAACUGGUUUCCAGAUGAACGCCCUAUUUUUCAGGAAAUUAAGUGAUACUGAACCUACAAGAAUGUAAUUCUUCAAGUAAACAUGGCUCUGCAGAAACAAUAAUUAUAGAAGAGGUUUGGAAGAAAGUUUGCUCUUCAGUGUUUCACUUCUGUUAGAGUUGUACGAAGACCCUAGGAUGCACUAAAGCCUGUGGGGAAAUUCUGUUUCUUUUACCUGGUUCCUUCUGCAGCUUCAUUAACUUAUCUGGAGUUCAGGGAAUACGGUUAGGUUCAGAACUCAAGCCAGUAAUUUUACUGCUGAUACUUCCAUCAGGAAAGGGUCAAGUAAGUAGGCUACUUUUACAUGACUCCAGAAACAAGUUUGAAACAGGUGGGCUGAUUUAGGAAUGGUCAACAUGUGACAUAAAGGCUGCUCAUACAUCACCUUCCUUCAUGAACCAAAUUCAGAGAACAAACUGCACAAUCUUUUCAGCUCUGUCCCAGUCUCUGCUCUGAGAACACCAAUAUUUGGCAUGCAGAAAUGCCCCUUAUACUGUUUCAGAGAAAAUUCUCCAGGCUCUUUGUGGAGAAUGAAACUGGAUUUUGACAACUUACCAAAAAAAAAUUAAAUGAAAGAAAAGGGCUUUCCACUACAAAUGAAUUGUGAUUCAUAUCUGAAAUAACAUGGCAGUAGGCUGUCUUGAUACAAAAACAUGAUAAAGCCAAGGCCUCUUCCAAAUUCUUUCUGAUGAAUUUUGUAUUACAGAUGAUGCAGAAUUGUCUGUCAAAACCCACAGCUUGAUUUUUCCAGUCAGACCAAGUCUCUCUCAGUGGGCUCAUCCCUCCUUGUGCUUCUCUCUGAUGGUUUAAUUCCUUUGCAGCAGAAACCCUUUGGGUUUCCCACUAAUGCAGAAUCACAGGCAGGUCCCAAGCAAGGGAAUGAAGGCAGCUUGUGACAGGUUCCCCCAGGAAUAAGAUCAAUAGGUAUGUCCAUUCCUCACUUCCUCUUCUUUGCCCUCACAGUCCUACCUACAAAACCUGUUGCAGAGAUUUGAGGUUAAAGGGAUUAAGUUCACACAGGCCAUAGGAUGUCCAGUGAAGAGGUCUUGCCACCUCAGCAGUGUUUCUGCUCCAUGUCCCUCUCACCUUCCUGUAGGCCUGGGGAAGCAUGGGAGUGAUUCCAGGAAUAAAAUUUCUACCCUACUGAAGUCAAGUGGAAAUUUAUUGACUGUAAUGGAAGCAGGAUUUCAUUCCACAUUGUCAUCUCAAAAUAAAGUCUGGCAGUAGGAAGAGUGACUUAAAUGACAGCAACAAUAUAGGAACAGUACGGGAAAGAUUAAAACCCAAGUACAAAUCAGUUUUAGCACUGAACUCACAACUGGAAGAAAAUGAAUGUGAAUUUGUUAUUAAUUGGUUAAGGAGUGAAAUCACUUUUGCUGAAAAAAAAAAAAAAUUGUCUCCACUACUCCACCAGUUUGACAAUAGCCCAGUAAUUUAUUUAGGGACUUGCCGUACUGCUGUCAAAAUUGCAUCAUUUUCAGGACAUAACAUCUGUUGUUGGUAGAUGGGCUAGGAAUGCCAAAUACAAUCUAAAAUUUAUUUUCCAAAUACAAUUCACGUUUUAUAUCCCAUGAGAAGUGCUCUUCACCUUUAUGAGCUUUUUUCUUGGCUCAGAAAAAUGGAGCUGGUUUAUGUUGUUUGAUUUUGUUUGGGGUUUUUUGGGGGGGGAGAGCUGUUUGCCUUUUUUUAAGAAGAGUGGAGAGAACAUGCCUGAAUAUGCUUUUCAAAGAGAAUGAUAAGAUUUUACUUGGAAGUGUUCCAAGUAUUUUUGCGUUUUUCCUGUAUUACCAUUUUAUCCAUAGAUUGUCAACACCCUCCAGUCUUUAAUUCAACAAAAGCAUCCCAUAUAUUAACAAAACUGAUUUGGAUGUAUUUGUCCGAAUAUUUUUUCUUCUACUUUUGGAGCCCUGAGAAUCUAAACAUAAACCCUCCCAUUUUUAAUUUAUGUCUUUGGUUUGCAGCAUUGCUUUGUGUGGCCUGAGGCACUGUCAAAGAUAGCAAAUCAAUGCCACUGGGUUUCAGUCGUACUCUUCUGGGUGCAAACAGAACAACAAGCAUAGACCAAGUAGAUAAAGGUAGAGUUCCUAAUGGAAAUGCUUCCUCACGAGUCCAAGGAUGAUAAGUUGUGUGGUAGCUAACAUGCUUGGUAUCACAACCUUCAGAAUGCAAUUGCAGAAUUUCUCCCAGACAGUUUUACCCAUGGAGGCCGGGACACUGCAUCAACAUGUACACAUGUAAGAAGAUGUUGCCAUUUCCAACAUCCAGCAAACACUAACUGGCACUUGAAAAGGAUCCUUUUUUAACUGAAAAGCAUUUGGGCUGGCAACUUCAUUAUGUAGUACAUCCUCUUUAUAUGUGUGUACUGUACAGAAACAGAUGUAUCAACAAAAACUUUUGCAAAACCUUGGGAUAAUUUCCAAAAGUGUAAGUCAAUAUAAAUUGUGGUCAUUUACUCCUAGAUAAGGGUAAAAGCAAUAGUGAGAUCAGUGUAACACUUAUGGCUUCUUGCCUUGAGGAAGUUGUGGCCACAGUACGUAUACUCAUCAUCUGCAGGGGGAUGAACACUCACUGCAAAAUUAAUUUUAAUUUUAGUGAGAUUUUAUUCUCACUAUUAUUUACAGAGCAUUUCUGCUGCAGGAGAUGUGGUUUCUUUACUAACCACCUACUUACUGGCCAGAGGAUUUAUGUAUUACUCUGUAAUCAAAUGUCCUUGCAUAUAAUCUCUAGAUUAUCAGAUGACAACUUCUUUUCUUUAUUUUAUCUUUUUAAGAAAAAACUAAGCAGUGAAUUAAAUAAGCUCUGAAGUAACUUUUUAUGAUAGUUUAAGGACAAAAAAUACAGUUUGCUGUAUUUUACCUUUAGCACAUUUAAACAAUCUUUUUCUUUUUAAUUGUACCUUCAGAAACAUGAGGAAAGAUUUGGUUUAAAAACAAGGAAGGUAAAAAAACUGGAUGUAGCCUCUUUAACAGAAUGUACCACAGUUCUUCUGUUUGCUGUGUUGACUUUGUUGUUUAUAUUGCAUUGCGUGAGCACAUUCACCAUGUACUGAAGUGUGUGUUUGUGUGUAUGGGGUGGGGGUAGAGGGAAAUCUUUUUAUGGAAAAAAAAGUUGUGAACAUAAACUAUGAAGCAACAUCUAAUGAAAAGUUUCUUUUUAAGUGCAAUAUAUUUAUUUCUGCUAGAAAUAUAAUAUCAACAUUAUGUAAUAUUUGAAGCAUUAAAUGUUAUUUGUAAACAGCUUAAAAUUAUAUAUAUAUCACAAAAACUGUACAGAAGUGCAAAUGUGUGGAUAUUCAGUUUCUUUCAUUAAAAUAUUGGG
This is a messenger RNA of Passer montanus (Eurasian tree sparrow), 6824 nucleotides long. It is a transcript of the gene TBX20, whose product is annotated as T-box transcription factor 20. Gene Ontology annotation, molecular function: RNA polymerase II cis-regulatory region sequence-specific DNA binding; DNA-binding transcription factor activity, RNA polymerase II-specific. The coding region runs from base 168 to 1490 and encodes 440 amino acids. Gene Ontology annotation, biological process: positive regulation of DNA-templated transcription; heart looping; cell fate specification. The record is from RefSeq and is a predicted model, not a curated record. Gene Ontology annotation, cellular component: nucleus. NCBI's taxonomy places the organism in Eukaryota, Metazoa, Chordata, Aves, Passeriformes, Passeridae. The transcript is spliced from 8 exons.